UUAUAUAAUUCUCAGUCUCCACUAAGUAAUCAGUAAGCAUCUCAAGGUAUAUAUAAGACCACAUUGAAUUCCGCAAAAAUUUAAGAAGCAAUAACCAAAAAAAGCCAAGCAAAGGAGAGAGAGGAAAUUCUGACUUAAAGCGUUUUUCAAGAGUAAAAAAUGUCUGCAAAUGAGUUACCUUCUUCAGCUCAGUCCUUCCAACAACAAUUCCUUGGCGGUUUUGUCUCUAGAAAGCUUCUUCUGCACAACCCAUUUGACCAAAACUCUCAACGAGACUUAGCGGCUGCACCAUCUCCUCUCAUGACCAAUGAGAACAAUCUCAGAGUAAAUGUUCUGAUGCUUCUCUCAGUCCUCAUCUGUGGCAUCAUCUGUUGCCUUGGGUUACAUUACAUCAUUCGUUGUGCAUUCAAACGUUCUUCAAGUUUCAUGAUCUCCGAGCCUAUCUCUAGUCUUUCAACACCACGAGGUUCAUCAAACAAAGGAAUCAAGAAGAAAGCUCUUAAGAUGUUUCCAGUUGUGAGUUACUCACCUGAGAUGAACCUGCCGGGGAUUGGUGAAGAGUGUGUCAUUUGUUUGUCGGAUUUUGUUUCCGGUGAACAGCUCAGGCUGCUCCCCAAGUGCAACCACGGGUUCCAUGUUCGUUGCAUAGACAAGUGGCUUCAACAUCACAUGACAUGUCCGAAAUGCCGACACUGUCUGGUUGAGACAUGCCAAAAGAUCUUAGGUGACUUCAACCAAGCUGAUUCUACUGCGGCAGCACCCAUGGAGAGCGUAAUUGUCAGGAUUACUCCUCUAGAACCUGAAGGAAGAGUAAACACUCUUAGAGAUAGUAGCUAAAUGCUAAGAAAGGUCAUCAAUUUAGAAUUUGUCAGUACUUAGAUAGGAGAUUUUAAUACUUUGAGCAAAAUUCAUGUCUUAAGCCAUAGAUUGGUUUCUCAAAAGAGAAGAAAACAUAGGAUACUUCUACUUUUUUUUAUGUCUUUCUUUCUUGCCUGUAGCACAAAGUGUACACAGAGAGAAUAUAUCUAACU
Molecule: messenger RNA, 1031 nt
Organism: Capsella rubella
Lineage: Eukaryota; Viridiplantae; Streptophyta; Magnoliopsida; Brassicales; Brassicaceae
Product: E3 ubiquitin-protein ligase ATL76
Exons: 1
Coding region: 160-837 (225 amino acids)
Biological process (GO): protein ubiquitination
Molecular function (GO): transferase activity
Source: RefSeq, a predicted model, not a curated record